This is a messenger RNA of Dioszegia hungarica, 1368 nucleotides long. RefSeq lists its product as uncharacterized. The record is from RefSeq and is a predicted model, not a curated record. Bases 1 to 1368 code for a protein of 455 amino acids. NCBI's taxonomy places the organism in Eukaryota, Fungi, Basidiomycota, Tremellomycetes, Tremellales, Bulleribasidiaceae. The transcript has a single exon.
AUGUCAGACAAGCCUAGGUCAGGCCGGUCGAGCUAUGGCAGAGCUAUCGAGCUCAUCGUCGAAAUUCCCUCUCGGAAGCCCAAAGCGCGUCCGCUCGCUCCCAAGCCGGUUCCUUCCCCCGCCGCAUCGUCCUUAUCUUCCGCUCCCUCCAUAUUCCCUCCUACACUGCACGUAUCGACGAUGGAUCCCUCACUGCCGGUCGUACCCAAGUUACCCUCGCCAGCUGUCCUCGCUCAGCCGGUCGUCCCACCACCAUCACCUCCAUUCCCUCCGCCUCAGCCUCAGCGGUCACCGGUACCGGUAUCGCGUCCAGAGCCAACGUCAGCCGCCACACCGCCAGUAUCAGUACUGGAUCCACCAAUACCUCCACCCUCAGCACCUGCAGCUUCACCGGCGCCCAUUGCAGCUUCAGCUGCUGCUCCAGCACCCCCGCCAGCUCCUGCUCCAGCUCCAGCUCCGGCACGACCGGUCUCGGUACCGGCGCCUCCAACCCAGAGUCGGCAGCAGCUCGUCGCUCGGAUCCGUACGCUAGAGACUAGCCUCACUACCGCUCUCGGCCUCAUCACGCAGCAAGGGAAGGCGAUCAAGGACCUGCAGGUCUGGCAUCUCGAGACCAACACCAGGGUCAGUCAGGCGCAGGUCGGGGUAGCGCAGCACGGGCUGGCGAUUGGGGAGUUGAGGGUCAGGCAGGAUGGAACGGAGGCGGUAUGUACGACGCUCAUGGCGGGUCUGACGGGGGCGGUGGUGAAUGCAGCGCAGACAUUGGGGGCGGGGCGCAGUCUGGGCGCGUCACGGCUGGAUACGGCGGAUUCGGGCGGGCCGGGCGGUCAGGGAGGGGAAAGACAGGGAGGAGGGGUCGGUCUACCAUCCCCUCCUCUCAGUCAGCCAGUAUCGGCGUCGCCCUACUACACCUCGGCGGACGAUAGCGUCCCCGUCGCUGGUCCAUCCCGGUCGCGCGUAUUGUCAACCACGCCCGAUCCACCCGAUAGCAGUCCCGACCCACUCAGCACACCCUUCGAGCCUAUCCAGGAGGAUCAGGCAUCUCCGUCGAGACACUCGGACAAAGAAUCCGCCCCCGCCCAAGUUGUCACCCCGCGCAGCCUGAAGGGCGGGUCACCUGCUGAGGACAGGGAGAGGGGGAAGAGGGAGGUAUCGCCGGAUACGGAGCCGGAAGCAGAGGCGGAGGAGCAGACGGUGCAACUGGGGAAGCGCGAACGGGUGGAUGAUGUAGGAGAGGAGUUGGCGGAUAUGGUGGAGGCUGUGCCGCACUUUGCCGAGGUGAACGGAGCGGGCGCAGCUGUUUCCGGAGGUGGGGGAGAAGAGACGGGACGGCGGAAGAAGAAAAAGAAGAAGAAGAAGAGGACGUAG